Messenger RNA from Sordaria macrospora k-hell, 1647 nucleotides. RefSeq lists its product as uncharacterized. Gene Ontology annotation, molecular function: ribosome binding. Lineage: Eukaryota; Fungi; Ascomycota; Sordariomycetes; Sordariales; Sordariaceae. Gene Ontology annotation, biological process: intracellular monoatomic cation homeostasis. Gene Ontology annotation, cellular component: mitochondrial inner membrane. The record is from RefSeq and is a predicted model, not a curated record.
AUGAGCGCCUCAUCAACAGUCGCCCGCAGGGCCUUGGUCGUGAACCCAUUUUUGGGUGCCGGCAAUGCUCUACCGAGGCAAGCUCUUCUAGCCGCGUCGACGCUUCUCGCGCGCAAUUCGCGGCAAAUCAUGCUUAACAACCGAACCUCUGCUUUUGUCUUUCCCAUCCGAACACUCACCACAUCUGGAACCAGCACUCAUGGUUCGGGACCGCCGGCCGGUCCUCCGCCUGGCUUCAAUGCGGAAGAAGCUAAGAAACCUCUCCCUAAAGAAGCCGCGCCGCUUCCUGUUAAGAGCAAGACCAUCGCUGGCGAGGUGCAGGAGGUGACUAAGAAGACGACUGAGGCCUUGUCCGGGAGUGAUGCGUCCUUGAGCCAACUUGCGGAACAGAAGCAGGCGUAUGCCGAGAAGUACGAAGGAAAGAAGGAGGAACCCAAAUUGACCCUGAAACAAAAGAUCAAGAAGGAGGCGCAACACUACUGGGAUGGAACCAAGCUCCUGGCUGCUGAGGUCAAGAUCAGCUCGCGGCUUGCGAUCAAGAUGGCGGCAGGCUAUGAACUGACUAGGCGAGAGAACCGCCAACUCCGGAGAACCGUCCAGGAUUUGGGUCGCCUGGUCCCCUUUUCCAUGUUCGUCAUUGUGCCUUUCGCCGAAUUGCUUCUCCCUAUUGCGCUUAAGCUGUUCCCCAACAUGCUUCCCAGCACCUACGAGGAGCAAAAGUCCAAGGACAAGAAGGCGUCUACGCUUCGGGCCACCCGGAAGGAGGUUAGCGACUUCCUUCGCAAGACUAUGAAGGAAACAGGUCUUCCGUUGACGCAGGUUACUGCGCAAAAGGAGGAGUUCAGCAACUUCUUCCGCAAGGUCCGGUCUACCGGCGAGAAGCCGACUGCUCAGGAUGUCAUCAAGGUCUGCAAGAUCUUCAAGGAUGAUCUGACCCUCGACAACCUGUCCAGGCCGCAGCUCGUGUCCAUGUGCCGUUACCUCAACCUCAACACCUUCGGAACCGACAUGAUGCUUCGUUACCAGCUCCGCCACAGAAUGAGGCAAAUCAAGAGAGACGAUCGUGCCAUCAGCUACGAGGGUAUUGAGAGUUUGUCGGUUGCUGAACUUCAAGUUGCGUGCGCCAGCCGUGGCAUCAAGAGCUACGGCGUGUCACCUGCCAGGUUGAGGGAGGAUCUCCAAACUUGGUUGGAGCUCAGACUUCGCGAAGGUGUUCCUUCCACUUUGUUGGUGCUUAGCAACGCCUACAUGUAUGGUCAGACCGAUGGCGAAGUUUCCAGCCAGAUUGAGGCCCUAACAGGCGUUCUGUCCUCGAUUCCCGAGGAGCUGUUCCACGAGAUCGAGCUUGAGGUCCACAACGCCGAGGGCGCGGCCACCAACAAGCAGCGUCUUGAGGUACUAAAGGAGCAACAAGAGCUGAUUGACGAGGAGCUUCAGCAAGAUCAGGAGAACCAGAAGACCGGCUUUGCUACGCCAAGAGAUACGGAAGACAUUGACGAGGAGCACGAGAGGCACAUGCAGGCCAAGGCUGAUGGUAUCGAGAAGGCCCAAGUCAGCGAGGCGGUAGAUGCGGAGCAGGAGGCCCUCACAGCAGCCCGUGUUGGGCAACUGGAGGAGCAGAAGUCAGAGAAGGCUGCCGAGAAGUAA